AUGCGUGCAUGUAUGCGAAGGGACCAACUCAAUCAGCCACAGUGCCAGUCAGUGAUCCUCGCACUACAUCGUAACCGGUUUCGUAGUGACCUUAGGAAAGCUGAAAAAGGAAGAAAAUGGCUGAUGACUGACAGACGAGUAACAGAUGCUUCUUCAAGAUUUAUACGAUUUUGCCGUAUAGUAGGUGUUAUCAUCAAUCAGAAACAAGCUCGACUCACUGUUGUUGAUAAACAAAGUCGGAAAUUGUUGUACGAAAAGAGGAAGCACAACAUAAAUAAAGGCAUGAAAGAAGAAAGUUGGGCAGACGUAAACUUCACGUGGUUCCCAUUAGUAAUGGUCAUCACUGGAGGAGCGUGA
This is a messenger RNA of Thelazia callipaeda (thelaziosis nematode), 357 nucleotides long. NCBI's taxonomy places the organism in Eukaryota, Metazoa, Nematoda, Chromadorea, Rhabditida, Thelaziidae. The record is from the annotation of a GenBank genome assembly.